AUGAAUGUUUAUCAACUUUUUAAAGAUAUCCGAGAUGAAACUGCAGCUAUAAAAUAUCUUCAAAAACGUGGUUUAAUUCCUGAAACAAAGAAAUGCGAAAAUAGCCAUGAAAUGAAACUUUCUUUCGGCGCAGGAACCAGAUUGCCACUGAAAACGGCAAUUUUCUUCAUUUAUCAUUGGGCAAAUGAGGAAACGUCUGGGGAAAGAAUGAAAAAAGAAUUGGAGCUCGGUUCCUGCACGACUGUGGACUGGAACAGUCUUCUAAGGGAAGUGUGCCUUUUUAUGGAGAAAAAGGACAAAAGUAAAAUAGGAGGAAAGGGAUUUACAGUGGAAGUGGAUGAAACCCUGUUCGCCAGGAGGAAACAUCAUGCCGGAAGAAUGCUGGGGCAGCAGUGGUGCUUCGGAGGGAUUUGCAGGGAAACUAAGAAGUGUUUCGUAGAACCUGUGGCAGAUAGAUCUUUAGAAACGCUGAUGGAGGUGCUGAAGCGAAGGGUUUACCCAGAAACCCUCAUAAUUUUUGAUAUGUGGAGGGGAUACUUCCAAGUAGGUGCUUCUGGGUAUGAGCAUUUGAAAGUGAACCACAAGUACAAUUUUGUGGAUCCACUGACGAAUGCUCAUACCCAGAACAUUGAAAGAGUCUGGAGGUCCGUGAAGGAGAGGUCCAAGAAGCAUAAUGGGACCUAUAGGAGCAUGUUGGAAGGAUACAUGCACGAGUUUACAUGGAGGAAGAAAAAUAAGGAUAAUGAAUUUGAGUCCAUUUUAAGGGACAUUGUUAUUUUCAAUGAUUUUCUAAAUGAAGAAUAA
Molecule: messenger RNA, 804 nt
Organism: Strongyloides ratti
Lineage: Eukaryota; Metazoa; Nematoda; Chromadorea; Rhabditida; Strongyloididae
Product: Transposase, ISXO2-like domain-containing protein
Exons: 2
Coding region: 1-804 (267 amino acids)
Source: RefSeq, a predicted model, not a curated record